AUCUGGCCACACUGCUCGUUGGUGUAACAUAACCUGAAUACAACAAAGCUGAUGGUAAGACGACCAUGUGUGAAUGCGAUACGUUUUCCACGGAUAGAUAAUCGUUUUAAAAAGACUUCAAGAUGACGUUGAAAAAUUUCCCAAGGGGUGGAAAAAAGCAUGAAGAGAAAUCUUUGGAUACGCUAUUUAAAAAACGUGGGAAAGUAAAUAAGAAGAACCGUGAGAAGAAAAAGACAACAGCAAACAAUGAGAGUGAAGCUAAUUUUGUUGCUAACACUGCAGAACGAUUGUCAUACACAACCGUUUGCGAAGGAUUGGUAGUAUUGGGAUGUGUUUUCAAAGUAACAGAAUAUGAUAUGCUUAUAUCUUUACCUGGUGGUGUAAUGGGUCACGUUCAAGUUACAAAUAUUAGCGAAUCAUACACAAAUCUUUUACAAAAUUUAAUUGAAUCUGUAAACGAUCAGUCAAAUGAAUUUAGAUCAUUGCCUGAACUUUAUUCUUGUGGGGAUUAUGUUGUAUGUUAUGUAAAGAGCAUACAGUCACAAGAAAAGUGGCAAAUUGUAUUAUCCCUUGAACCUCGAUUGAUAAAUCAAAAUUUGAACAUUAGUUUCUUGGAAAGUGGCUCAAAAAUAGUGUGUACUAUUAACAGUGUAGAGGAUCAUGGCUAUGUUGUAGAUACAGGGUUAGCAAAUGUAAGGGCAUUCAUAUCCACCAAAGACAACAACAAUAAUAAGUGCUUAGCUCCAGGUAAGCAGCUCUUAUGCCAUGUAAAGGAAAUUAAGACAAGUGAGAAUACAUGGACUAUUAAAUUAUCUAUGAAAGAAAGAUUAGUUGAAACAGUACAUGGUACUGAAAUCAAAUCAUUGGACAACUUAAUGCCAGGAACAAAAUUUGAACUGUCUGUAAAAAAAGUUCUCUCCAAUGGUUUGAACAUUUCGUUUGGCGAAAACAAUGUAGGCUAUAUAAAUCAACUUUACUUGAAUGAUCCUUUAACCAAAUAUUCAAAGGGAAUGGUAGUUACUGGUACAUUGCUGUAUAUUUUACCAACAGUGAAAUUUGGAUAUUUCAGUUUAAUAAUAGAUAAGCCUAAAGAUAAUACCGUUGAACCAGGAGAUAUUAUAGAAGGAGCUACUGCUUUAUUUAGAGAAUCUGGCGGAGUUGUGUUGAAAUUAACUAAGAAUGGAAUACGAGGGUUUGUUCCCUUAAAAAGAACAGAUGUUAAUUUUGAUAAAAUUAUCGAAAAAUUCGUACCCGGUACCAAACAUAAAUGUAGGGUAUUACGGUAUUGUUGGAUGGACGCUGCUUAUAUCUGUACAAUGCAGUGUUCGUUAAUGGAACAGAGAUAUUUCUCGCUUUCUGAUUUCAAACCGGGUGAUAAAGUAAAUGUAAGAAUUACAAGUAUCAACACGGAAAAUGGUUUCUUAAAUGUACGAGCUGGGAAGAUUACCGGACAUGUUACAGCAGAACAUGUUUCCGACGCGGGUGUAAGCGCUCUAAAAAAAUUAAAAGUUGAUAAAGAAGUUGAAGCAAAAGUUUUAGAUAUUAACGGUACACGAAAUAAAGUAUAUUUUACUUUAAAGCAGUCACUACUGACAAGCGAUUUGCCUGUUUUAAAUGACAUACGUCAAGCAAAAUGCGGAUCGAUACAUCAUGGUACUGUUAUUCAAAUAAAAAAGAACGGGUUAUUGGUAAAAUUUUUUGGCGAUGUCAAAGGCUGGAUUCCGCGUACUAUGUUAGAUAAAGAUUCAUUGGCUGUUAAUUGGAACUAUUCCAUCGGCCAAACAGUUUUGGUAAGGAUCGAAUCAGUUAAUGAACAAUUAGGGAAAAUAAUACUAAGUUUAGGUACUAAGGAGAUAAAAGUAGAAGAAAAUGUAUUUGUCAUCGGGGAGCGUGUAGAAGGAACUAUUACAGAAUCCUCUACUCAAGGGGUGUACUUGAGAAUCAGUAAGAACGAUGGGCAAGCCGUUAGCACAGGAUUUCUACCAGCUGGACACAUGUCGCUUUGUAUGGAAACUGCUGUUCUACUAGCAUCAAAAUGCAUACCUGGAGAUACUCUCGUUGCUUUGGUGUUUGCUACAGUACCUAAUUUGAUUCUUACCAGAACGUUUUUGCCCGAAGAAGAGUAUAGAAAUUUCAGCCAACUAAAAGUAGGCAAUUGUAUACCUUGUUCGGUUAGAGACAUUGAACCAAACGGCUUGAGAGUUAUUAUACCCAUUACAGAUUGUACGCCAUUCGGAUAUAUUUCCUACAGUAACGUCAGUCAUUUUAAUCUGUUGCAUAUAAAUCAAAUUUUAUUUGCAAAAAUUAUCUCCGUUAACAAAAAAGAGAAGCAACUAGGUUUAACGCUCGCACUAAAGGAAAUUUACGAUGGACUGCCUGAUGCUAAAAGUAGGAUGACGGCAGCGAUUGACACUCUGAGCUUGUACUUUAAUAAAUUAGCAGAACUAGCGGGGAAUUCCUUUUACAAAAAUAGGCCAAUUUCGGCGGUUACAUUAGGACAAAAUGUUACCGGGAAAAUUGAGAAAAUUACAUCCGAUGGGCUUGUAGUUCAAUUGCAAAAUAACUUGUUGGGUAUAGUGAACAAGAACCAUUAUUCUGGAAGUUUAAAAGUUGGGGAUACAAUUAUUGGAACAAUUAUGUGGAAAAAUUAUAUACACGAAGUCGUCGAAAUGACCAUGUUACCUUUGGUAAUGAAAAGUAUAAGUAAGAAGCAGAAGAAGCAAUUAAAGGUUCCUGAAGGAAAAGUAAUACGAGGAAAAAUUUUAAUGGCGACCAACUGGUUUGUUUUAAUUGUUUUGAAAGGCCACGGUAAAGGUUGUUUGGCAGCAAUGCCCGUUCGACGUCAUAUGAACGAUGUAGAACCGGAUUUAUCACCGUAUGUUGUUCAUUCGAAAAUUCGGUGUUAUAUUAUGUUGAAUUCUAAUGAAUCGGAUAUUAUGCCUAUCUGUAUGGUGAAAUCUGCUUUUGAAGCAAAGUAUAACCCAGUGAUAAAACCAAGUAACAUAUUAAAGAGAAAGAAGACACUUCAGGAGUAUGAAAAGAUAUCUACUAAAAAGGUAAAAAAAGAGAACGUUGAGAAUUCCGACGAAAUUUUAAACGAAACACGUGCUAAAAGGGAAGAAGAAAUGAACAUCGAUACGGUUAAACAAGAGGAGGACAUACAGUCGACUGAAAUCGAUAUGAAAAGUAUAGAUGAUAAUAUCAAAGAGGAAAAGUCUAGAAUACCAGAGUGUGGAUUUUUCUGGGACGACAAACCCAAUUUAGAUCUGCUUCAAAAUAAAGAGUCGUCUAGUGAUAGCGAGGAUGAGAUGGAACAACCAAAGCAGAAGAAAAAGAAAUUAAGUGCUGCUGAACGUCGGGAGCAAGAGAGGCAAAAGGAACGUGAAAUUCGCCAAAGAGAAGAAGCAUUGGCUAGCAAUCAAUUGCCGAAUUCGGUCGAUCAAUUCGAUAGAUUGGUUUUGGCAAGCCCGGAUAGUUCCAUAAUUUGGUUACAGUAUAUGGCUUAUCAUUUGCAGGCAACGGAAAUUGACAAAGCAAGAGCAGUUGCAAGAAGAGCCACUAAAACUAUUAAUUUCAGAGAAGAAAACGAGAGGCUAAACGUGUGGAACGCAUGGUUGAAUUUAGAAUCGAAAUUCGGAACUCCCGAAUCUUUGAACGAUGUAUUUCAAGAAGCAGUAAGAACCAACGAUUCUUUGAAAGUUUACAUUCACAUGUUAACGGUACAUAUUGAGGCUGGUAGACAGAUCAAAUUAGAAAAAAUAGUUACUACUAUGGUGGGAAAGUUCAAGCAGAAUCCUGAAGUAUGGAUCGAAUGUGGCACAGCAUUGUUAAAAAUGGGUUUAAAAGAUAAAUCUAGACAUAUUAUGCAGAGAGCAUUGCAAUCUUUGCCAGCAUCUGAGCAUGUAAACUUGAUGGCGAAGUUUGCAAUUUUGGAGAACAAGAUUGGAGAUAAAGAAAGAGCGCAGACCCUAUUUGAGCAAAUUUUAUGUUCGUAUCCUAAGCGCGUGGAUAUAUGGUCGUGCUACGUAGAUUCGUUAAUCAAAUCUAACGACAUUGAUAUUGCGAGGAAAGUACUGGAACGAGCAGUUGUUCAAACGUUGCCGCCAAGGAAAAUGAAGAGUAUAUUCAAAAAGUUCAUUAGUUUUGAAGAGCAGCAUGGUACUGGAGAAAAUGUCGCUCGUGUUCAGCAAAUAGCUGUUGAAUACGUAGAAAAACAAUGUAACAAGGAAUCUUGAGAAGCUUGAAUAGCACGAAUUAAAUAUAAGUUACCUUUUUCAUGCACGUUUACAUUUACGAUGCGAUAGCUAACUUUCCUCAGGAUAGAUGAACUCAUGAAAUAAUAAGCAUAAAGUGUAGGAAAAUUUGAUUAUAAAAUGAACGCUGAGACGAAACAUUAACAUUUCUGCGAAAGUAGACAUUUCGAUAGAUCGAUUAACGAAAUUUAAGUCGAAAAGAUUUUCUUAGUGUUAGCGCGGUCAUUGGUAGUUUAAAUACUGGUUGUCACGAUGCAGUGGCAGCACUGGUUGGACACCAAGAAAAAUGGAGUAUAUUUAAACAGUUCAUUAGAUUUGAAGAACAGUAUGGUACUCAAAAGUAUGUUGCUUGUGUUUAUUAAGUUGCUAUUGAAUACGUAAAAAAACAACAUAACAAGGAGUCUUGAGAAGCUUAAGUAACACAAACUAAAACUAAAUUAUUUUUCAUACAUGUUUUCAUUCACU
Molecule: messenger RNA, 4718 nt
Organism: Colletes gigas
Lineage: Eukaryota; Metazoa; Arthropoda; Insecta; Hymenoptera; Colletidae
Gene: Rrp5
Product: protein RRP5 homolog
Exons: 6
Coding region: 123-4235 (1370 amino acids)
Biological process (GO): rRNA processing
Cellular component (GO): small-subunit processome; nucleolus; nucleus
Molecular function (GO): protein binding; RNA binding
Source: RefSeq, a predicted model, not a curated record